Molecule: messenger RNA, 524 nt
Organism: Bactrocera oleae (olive fruit fly)
Lineage: Eukaryota; Metazoa; Arthropoda; Insecta; Diptera; Tephritidae
Source: RefSeq, a predicted model, not a curated record
UUUCACAUCUAGGGGGUGGUCCAGGGCUUCCCCUGACCACCUUCAUGAACAAUGCGGAGAUAGCAGCCGCUACCCGCUUCCACUCUUCAUGGGAGAUGGCUCCAUCUCCCCUGCUGCUGUCGUAUACCCCGAGCUCAAUUGAGCUGGCGAGUUUAGCGAUUUCGCUUAACAUCGGUGCCGCUCCGACUCGAGGCUUCUUACCGAGGGAGGAUUCCCCCUUCUGCGACCUCUGUCGCUUCAUCGACUCGGGCGGUACGCUCGGCCCCCCUUUCCCGACAUUGACGUCGCUUAGCACCAUUUUGGCCCACUCAAUUUUGUUGUUGUUUUGUGUUCAUUGUAAUUGGGUCCCCACUCAGACCCGCUAUCCGUCUCCUGAAAAGGUAAUCGCCUUUAAAUGGUCCCAAGGUUGUCUCGGUUACGAGGCCAAGGCGAGGGUUGACGCACGCCCUUAUGAGGCAGUGCGUUCAGAGCCGACCAGCGCAAAGAAGGAGUCAUCUCAACAAACACCUACCACACCAACUUAA